Adineta steineri is the source of this 3471-nucleotide messenger RNA. The record is from the annotation of a GenBank genome assembly. NCBI's taxonomy places the organism in Eukaryota, Metazoa, Rotifera, Eurotatoria, Adinetida, Adinetidae.
AUGGUAAAAAAAAUAGAACAUGUAUCGAAUAAUUCGUCUUUGAUGAAGAAGAAGCGUAAACAAAAAUUAUCCCUUGAUGAUUCUAUACCAAAGAAAAUAAAACUAUCAAACACAUUAGCCAAAAGCAAUCCUAUUCAGAGUCUAACUGUUGUUUGGUUUGAUCCAAAGAAUGGUGAUUAUCUCAAAAGGAAAGGUCGUUUACAUUCUAUUGGAAAUUAUUUAAAAAAAAUUUCCAAUAUUAAUUCAUGUAUAAACUACUUACUAUCUUUCCAAAAUACAUCAAGAAAUAUUCUUUUUAUAUUGCCUGGUUCAUAUUGUAAAAAGAUUUUACCAUUUAUUCAUAAUGAAACAAAUAUUAUCCAUAUUUAUAUAUUCUGUAAAGACAAAGAAAAACAUGAAGAACGGAUUAAAUUAUAUUCAAAUAAAAUACGAGGUAUUUUUAUUAAUAAACAAGAACUUUUGACAAAAUUGAAUGAAGAUGUAGAAUUUAAUACAAAAAUGAUUCCAAUAUCAAUAAUACCAGCAAAACAGUCAAGUGAAGAAACUUCAAUGCGUAAUUUAGAUGAAGAAAAAACAUUGUUUAUGUGGUAUCAAUUAUUAAUUGAGAUAUUAAAUCGUAUGCCAUUAACAUCUAUUUCACGUCGAGAUCUUCUCAAUCAAUGUCGACAUGAAUAUCGAGAAGAUAAAAUUGAAUUAAAUAGAAUACAAGAAUUUGAAAAUACUUAUAAUGCAGAUAAUGUUAUUGAAUGGUAUACACGUGAUGCAUUUCUUUAUCGUUUAUUAAAUCGAGCAUUGAGAACACGAGAUAUUUCAAUUAUAUUUCAAUUUCGUUUUGUUCUUGUUGAUCUCCAUAAUCGUCUAAAAAAUUUACAUAUUGAAUAUAUUCAAUCAUUAGAUAAGACUAAAGCUUUAACUGUUUAUCGUGGACAAGGAUUGACUGUAGCUGAAUUAAACAAAUUGAAAGAUAAUAUUAAAGGUCGAGUAGCAAUGAAUAGCUUUAUAUCGACAAGUCUCUCAUCUGCUGUUGCAGUAGAUUUUGCUGGUAAUGGAACUGGUCGACCAUUGAUUGAAUCAGUUCUAUUUGAAAUUGAAUGUCCUGUUAAAUUAUCAAAACAACCGUUUGUUAAUAUACAAAAAUAUAGUCAUUUAAAAACUGAAAAUGAAGUUCUAUUUACGAUUGGUACUAUAUUUCGAAUUGAAUUAGUCGAACCAUUUACUGAUGAUAUUUGGUUUGUUAAAUUAAUAUUAUGUGAAGAUGAAAUCAAUUUGAUAAAAGAUGAAUUAAUAGACGACUUAAAAUAUGAAAUGGAUGAAACAACAGAUAUUUUAACAUUGGCAAAAUUUCUGUUUGAAAUGGGUGAUCUAAAUAAAGCAGAAGAAUUUUAUACUCUAUUAUUUGAUGAAUUACCGACUGACCAUCCGGAUGUGAUAACAAUUAAAAAUGAUCUUGGAGGAAUAUAUAGAGAAAAGGGUGAAUAUUUAAAAGCUUUAAAAAAUCAUAAACAAGCGCUCAAAUUACAAAAACUAUUAAUACCAUAUGAUUUUAUUCAGCUUGCUGCUAUAUAUAAUGAUAUUGGAUAUGUUUACGAAGAAUUAGGUAAUUAUUCUCAAGCAUUAAAAUUUCAUCGGAAAACACUUCAAAUUCGACGAAAACAUCACCCAUACUAUAAAUUUCAUUUUGCCACAACAUACAAUCAUUUAGGUAAUGUUUAUAAUCACAUAGGAAAGAAAAAAUUAGCUUUAAAAUAUCACAGAAAAGCUUUAGUAAUCAAAAGAAGAUUUUAUUCGGAAAUUCAUCCGAAUUUAGCGAAUGAAUAUAACAAUAUUGGAGAAGUCUAUCUAUCGAUUCAAAAUAUUAAAAAAGCUCAAAUAUAUCUUGAGAAGGGACUCGAAAUUAGAUUGAAAUCUUUACCAAAUGAUCAUCAAGCAUUAGCAAUUAGUUAUAGUAAUCUUGGUCAAGUAUAUGAUUACAAGAAUGAUCAUAAGAAAGGAUUGGAAUGUUACCAAAAAGCAUUAGAUAUAUUAUUAAAAUGUUUACCUUCAAAUCAUAUAGAUUUAGCCGCCAUUUACAAUAAUAUCGGAGAAUGUUUCAAUGAUCUCGGUGAUUUUACAUCCGCUUUAAUCAAUCAUAAGAAAGCUCUUAAAAUUCGAUGUAGUUUAUUAUCCAACGCAAGAGUACAAGCAGACACAGCUUUAUCAUAUUGUAACAUUGGCAAGUUAUUUAAAGGACAAGAAAAAUACAUGAUAGCAUUAAAAUAUUUUAAAAAAGCUCUUACAUUAACAUUAUCAAUGACAAAUAACAAGAAAUUAUUAGGAAUUGUUUAUUAUAAUAUGGCCACUGCUUAUCAAAAUAAAUUAAAUAUGAAAUUAGCAAUGAAAUAUUUUAAAAAAGCUCUAAAAUUCGAGUUAAAAUUUGAUAAAUCAAGUGUCAGUUUAGAUUUAGCAGAUAUAUAUUAUGGUCUUGGAGAAGUUUACGAAAAGAAUCAUGAUUUUACUACAGCACUCGUUCAUUUCGAAAAAUCACUAGAUAUAAAAAAACAACAUUUAACAAUUGAUCACUCUUUAAUUGAAGAAACAUUAAGCACAAUAGGAUUUGUCUAUACUAAACAAGGUGACAUCGAUAAAGCAUUGUCAUAUCUCAUCGAAGCUUUCAACUUACAAGUGAAAUCGAAUUCAACCUAUUUAACAUCCACCUGUAUCAGCAUCGGUUCAUUAUAUCAUAGUAAACAAGAUGAUCAAAACGCUUUAAUUUUUUAUCAAAAAGCAUUGACAUAUAUCACGAAUGAUAAUCGAGAAUUAGGAUCGUUGUAUUAUCAAAUCGGAUUGAUUUACAACGAUAAAAACGAUCUUGAUCAAGCACUUGAAAAUUUUACAAAUGCUUUGAAAUUUCCAUCAAACAUUGAUUCAAUUAUCGAUGAUAUGUAUAAUAGAAUGGGUUUGAUCUAUCACACAAAACGCUACUAUUCAAAAGCAUUGAUCUAUUUUAAAAAAGCAUUAGUUAUUCAUAUAAAACAAAAAAAAGACUUAAGUGUAAUCUAUUAUCAUAUUGCAUGGGUUUACGAUGAUAAAUUUGAGCUUAAAAAAGCAUUAAACUUUUACAAAAAAGCAUGGUAUGAACAUAGAAAUCAAGAAUCAUCAGAUGUGAGCUUACUUUCGAAAGUUUAUAAUAAUAUGGCUGGUAUUUACGCUCGAUCUCAUAAAUGCAAACUGGCACUUAAAUAUUUUCGAAAAUCAUUACAAAUAGCACUUGAUACGAACGUACUAACACCUUCUUAUAUAGAUAUUGCGGAUAUUUAUAGCAGUAUUGGUACUGCUUAUAUGUUUUCAUCAAAUUAUCAGAUGGCUCUGGAAAAUUAUGAAAAAGCAAUAAAUUUUGCAUUAAAGAUAUUAUGUAACGAUGAUUCGGAAAUAUCAACAUAUCGAAAUAAUAUCGUUGCUGCUAAAAGACUUCUGUCAUUUAAUAAUGAAUAA